AUGGCGAUCGGAACAAUUUCAUCGUCUGCAUUGCGCUUCGCUGCAGACGUCGGCUCUGGGACAGCUGAUGAGGCUGCCGGUUCAUUUCGAGCACGAGGUGGCUACCCAAUCAGUCAGCCAGCCGAGGAUGAACCGAUCCCUGGCUUUUCGGACGAGCUGCCCUUCAGCAGGACAGAUUCAGGCGAUGCGCCGAGCUGGCAGGUCCUGGAAGUGGACUCGGAAUCCGAAGGGGAGUCGGAGACCCUCAAGUCCAUCAGCGCUGAGAGACCGGCCGAAGGCUCGAAGACAUCGAGCAAGGGCCGACCACGACGCAGAAAAGAGUUCUUCGAUCAUCUCUUGUCGUUUCCGGCAGCACUGAGCCACCUCACCUUUCGACAUGACUUUGCGGCAGCUGUGCUGGGACAGGGUGCAGGGACACUGCGAGGCCGAGUGGAGGUUCUUCGCGGAGGAGUUCUGAAGAGGCCACGCUAUGGCCUCUAUGUGCGCCUGGCACAGGAUGGAGGAGCUUCUGACGAGGUGAUGCUGAUGGCAGCAGAACGCCAGCAGCAACGGACCCUCGGGCCGUACUACGUCAUCUCUGCAAAUGCUCUGGACUUUGAUCGGGAGUCGCCUUGCUUCCUCGGUCGGCUGGCAGGAAAUGCAAUGUGCACCCAGUACCUCCUUCACGGGCAGAGAGCAUCCGGUGCCUUGCGAGAGGAGCUCUGUGCAGUGCGCUUUCGAAAGCCCAGCGAUGCUCCACGAAGCAUGCACGUGGUCCUGCCGAGCAGUUCUUCGGCCGCCUCCUUCUCCACCCGGAGCGGCCAGGAGGGCAUGCUGCUCAACGCAGCAGGAGGCAGCGCCAGUCGUGAAAACGGGCUCAACUACCUGGUCAGUCCGUCAUCUACUUGGGAUGCUGCGAGAAAGGUGUAUCGCAUGAACUUCCACGGACGUGUCCACGCCUCGUCCUCCAAGAACUUCCAGCUUGUUCAGGCUGACAGCAGCUUCAAAGCUGAGCAGCCGGAGAGUUUGGCAAUGCAGUUCGGUCGCAUCGACGACGCCAGUUUUGCGCUGGAUGCGGCCUUUCCGUUGAGCCCCUUGCAGGCCUUUUCCAUCGCCCUCUCCGUUUUCGACAAUCGACUUUACGAAGCCUUGCGCAUCUACUACUGA
Molecule: messenger RNA, 1146 nt
Organism: Symbiodinium necroappetens
Lineage: Eukaryota; Dinophyceae; Suessiales; Symbiodiniaceae
Source: the annotation of a GenBank genome assembly